Cryptosporidium ubiquitum is the source of this 753-nucleotide messenger RNA. RefSeq names its product MSP domain-containing protein. The transcript has a single exon. Lineage: Eukaryota; Apicomplexa; Conoidasida; Eucoccidiorida; Cryptosporidiidae. The coding region runs from base 1 to 753 and encodes 250 amino acids. Gene Ontology annotation, cellular component: endoplasmic reticulum membrane; plasma membrane. Gene Ontology annotation, biological process: endoplasmic reticulum membrane organization. The record is from RefSeq and is a predicted model, not a curated record.
AUGUCAAUAGAAGGUGCAAAAUUGGUAAGAGUGCAUCCAGAAAAGGCUCUCGAGUUUCCGCUUGUGUUGUACAGCUCUGUGACAACUCCUCUUAUUUUAGAGAAUAUCACAUCUUCGACAGUGGCGUUCAAAAUUAAGACUACAGCUCCAAGAGGUUACUUAGUGCGUCCAAGCAGUGGGCUGAUUCAGGCAGGGCAAUCAAAGGAGAUUCAAGUGAUUCUUCAGCCUUUACAAUCUGUCGAGCAAGCCUCUCCUUCUCACAGGUUUUUAAUCCAGACUACAACAUGUGACAGUUCAGUUGAGCAGCUUACAAAGGAUUUCUGGCAAGACCUCAGUAAAGAACAGCUUUUUGAGCACAGAUUAUCGGUCAUUUUUAAGCAGGAAAACAUGGGUGUAAAUGAGCCUCUUUCAUCGAGUGCCAUCGGAACCUCCUCAAAUGCAUCUCAAGGAGUUCCAAAUUCAGUUCUUUCUUCAGGAGUUGGGCCGUCAUCCAGUAGCAAUGUUCAGGUAGGUUCAAUUGACUCCGAAUUUAAGAACAAGUAUGAUGAGCUUGUUCAAUAUUGUUUGGCUCUAGAGAAACAGAGCAACGAGCUUAAGGAAGAGGUGGUUUCUUUGAGAGAAAAACUAGAAAAGUCUGAAUCCAAGCUUAAGUCUUCAAACCAAUGUAACAUCACACAAGGGUUUGAGUUCUGGCACAUAAUCGCAAUGAUUAUUGUUGCAAUCGUUGCUUUGAAACUAAUCAAUUAUUUCUAA